Molecule: messenger RNA, 567 nt
Organism: Aspergillus pseudotamarii
Lineage: Eukaryota; Fungi; Ascomycota; Eurotiomycetes; Eurotiales; Aspergillaceae
Exons: 3
Coding region: 1-567 (188 amino acids)
Biological process (GO): mitochondrial respiratory chain complex I assembly
Cellular component (GO): membrane
Source: RefSeq, a predicted model, not a curated record
AUGAGUCCGGUAAAUAGUCUGUGGUUCAAGUGGAAGAGCCUUCGAUUACCGUGGCGAAAAUCCUUCCUCGUCGGAACGGAUCUCUCCGGAAACACAUUCUGGGAAUUUAAAGAUGCUUUGAAUGCUGCGCGAUACCGACGGAUUGUCAAGUUCAAUCCUAAAACCCAUUAUGCGGAUGUCCAAGUGAGCCCACAAUGGCACCAAUGGCUCCGCUACGUCCGAGCCGAACCCCCCUCCGUCCAAGAACAACAACAAGACGUCCUCCGCCAGAUUCAAAUUAAGCAACUGGCCCGACUAGCCGAUGAGCGCUGGGCCAGCAAGCCCUCCUACCUCGACAUGCCACAGACCAAACAACCAGAACCAGUAACCCAAGCAACAGAUGCGACCAUGAAUACAUCCACGGAGGGCAACAACACACAUGGAAAUACUGCCCCUACACCCGAACCCAAAGAAACGGACCAUGUCGAGACACCAGCCGCUAAAAAGGACCCCUGGUCUGCAGCCCGAGGGGCCCCUAGCCAGGACUGGCAGCCGCAAUCCUGGACACCGAAGCCGUCUCAGAGAUGA